This is a messenger RNA of Bolinopsis microptera, 3125 nucleotides long. RefSeq lists its product as uncharacterized. The transcript has 6 exons. Lineage: Eukaryota; Metazoa; Ctenophora; Tentaculata; Lobata; Bolinopsidae. The record is from RefSeq and is a predicted model, not a curated record. The coding region runs from base 2529 to 2885 and encodes 118 amino acids.
CUUCAGUUCCAGCUCCUCGUUUAUCCAUGUUCUUGAUAGGCUUUCAAAGGAAGUGAUCAGCUCAAAAGUACUUUCAACAAUGGUGAAACUCCAAAAACCAGAGGUUGAUCAUCAUAUUAUCAAGACAAGCGAGAUUUCGGACCCUGAUUUUAUAGUAAUAAAUCUUUCUUUACGAGCCCGUUCAGAAGCUCCAGUGUGCUCAGCUGAAGAAGAAAAGACUACCUCAGAUAUUCUUGCAGUUCAACUUACAACACGGAAUCGGUUGACGAUUUUAAUUUUCGCUUGCAUUGGAAUUUUCCUGAUAUUUCUUACCCGCUUGUUUCCGUCUGGAUUUUACUUGUACUUCGUUCAAAAAUCAGGCUUCAGGACCAUCAUAGGUAAGAUUAAGGGUGCGCCUAUUUUAUUAUCAUAAAUAAUCAUCACUUUUCUAAGUUUAAACAUAGGUUGGUAGAUUUUAUAGUUUUCCAAGCUAGAUAUAUUGGGACACCAAUCACCAUUUAAUAGUAAUCAACUCAGCUGAUAGCGAAGUUGCAAUAACACCUGUAAAUUUCCAAGUAAUAAGUAGCAAUAACAACUUCUCCUCAGGUACCGUGUCGAUUUCUGCUGCUCUAAUCACUUCACCCUUGGGCCCCUACGUCUACAGAUUUCUACCACAAUUCAUCAGAAAUACCUCACUUUUCAAAAGGUGCCUAGGAUUGAGCUUUAUCAACCUGAUAUUCACUGCUUUGAUGGCUUUGGUACAAGUUGCAGCUGAUAGAAACUGUGGACCCGCUGUCAUCUUCGGAACUAUAGCAUUGUUGAGGGGAGCCCAAGGUUUUGCAAUAGGCAUAAUGUUUGUGUUUGUUCAGGGUGAGAUCAUUGAUCUGUAUCUUAAAGAUGAUCAGAAGUCGAUGAUCUUGAUUAGCAGUUUUAUGCAACUGGCAGCGAUGGUCUCAACGAUUAUGGGCACUGAGUUAUAUGCUUCUGGUGGAUGGGUCUUAGUUGGAUUUGGCGUGGCUUCCUUCAACAUCCUUCCCCUUGUGAUUCUACCGUUUCUUAAAAACAUUAAGGUGGAGGAAGGCGUCCAACAGAAAGUUGAAAAUAGCGAUACAGCAGUACAAAGUAAGGGCCCUCAAACUGUGUCACGGAGGCUUGCUUACUACAUUCCAGACGUAGUCCUGUUCCUGAAUAACAUGGUUGUAGAGCUGCUAGUUUACGUGCUCCCCCCGAGAAUUGUACAGUCCACUACCAUGUCCAUCACUUCGGCUGUGUCUUUACUACGUAUCCUUGGUAUUGCUUCGUUUCUCUCUGCCUUAACUUUGAGUUUCAUUGCCGGAAAAUUCAAAAAGUUGAAUACUCUCGGCAUAAUGGCAGCGGGAAAUGUAUCUUAUUACUGUGGUGCUGCUGUGGCGUACGGAGCAACAACGUACCACUUCAGGUUCCUGGGUGUGACACAUCAACUGAUUAUUGGGCUGAUAUUAAUGGGGCUAGGUGGGGCUUGCCACCUUAAUCUCUGCAUUCCUAGCAAGUUUUACCUCCACGAUAAGUGGAACCUGAACAAGGACUGUCUCGGACAACAAGCCGCCAAGAUCUACAACAUCGUUAUCAGCCUUUCUUCUAUGCUUGGAACAAUCAUCUCAGCCUUGUCGCUGACUUGUAAAAGUGAGAUACCGACUGUAGCGGGUAUAUCAGGACUUGGUGUAGUUCUAACUGCAUGUCUUCUGUUGUGUUACCUCGUUAAAUAACGUAGCAGGAUUUACUUAUUAUUUAUAACUUUUGGUAGUUGUGUAACAUACAAUUGGAAUGUUUACUCGGUUGAAUAACCUUUCAAUGCAUUUGACUAAUAUUAACAUCGAUGUAAAAUGUAUAUCGAUUGUUUUUUGUAUGAAUAUUAUCAUUAUCUUAACUUUAGUGACCAACUAGAACUGAGACUUUUACUUUUUCCUUUCAUCCAGUUACAAUCAAAUUUAAUAAGUUGGGAUUUUGAAAUCUCUUUUUGAAAAGCAACUACAUCUAAAUCUGUCGACGAAACUGCAUUAAGUAUCACUUAAGUUACAAGUUUUCACAAAAACAUAGAAAAAAAGGUGCAUACCGUCUUUUCUUGGGCAGUUGCCAUUGUCCUAGAUAUAAGAGAUUCUAGCACGAAAUAGAUCAUUUUCUAGUCCAAACAAACAAGUUGUAUCUUUGUCUGAAUAGAUAUAUAAUGUUCCAACCCAUGAUAUUAUGUAAAACCUUAAUAUUUGUGCAGUAUCCAUAACAUCUUCUACUUUUCAGUUUAUGAAGAACACCUGCAAUUCUAGCUUAGUGAAUGCUCUACGGACACUGCAGCAAACCUUGCCUGGCUUAAAUUCUAUUAAUCAGUAUCAGACGAAAUGUGUCCUGGAGUUUAUAAACAAGACAUAUUUCCAACACUUCAACUUGUACAAGUACAUCCUGACCCUUCCCCGACAGCAGGACUACACUCGGCUUGAUAAGAUGUUUACGUUCUGGAGGAACCCAACUCUUUAAGUGGGGGUGUUGAAGAGCAUCAGUGGAGAUACGACGAGAAGAUGAAGUUAAUAUCACAACAACACGCAGCCGCCAUGGCAGAAGCUGAGAUAGAGUCACGGUCUCGGCCCGUUGAAAGACUCGACAAACGGGGCCGGGUACACCAAGAUAACAUUAAUGAUUUGGUGACAUGUUACAUUAGAAAUCACUUUGAAAACAUUGAAACUGAAGUCAAGAGGUCACUCAAGAUCACUGAAAUAGCUAUGGAAAAAGAAUUGGCUGUUAUCGAGGCUGGAAUAGCACGGAACAAAGAAAAAGAAGAAGGGUCCACCAAUCCCACAACCCCUCCCAAGAAACCAAAAAGUCCAAAAUCUGCUCAAAAAUCUGCCACCAGAAAGAAAUCUCCCGGGAAGAAAUAAUUGAAUAAUAUACAGUUAUGUGAUGGAACACAUGCCAGUUGACAUUGGCUUAUUUCAGCUUAUUGGAUUAUUUUCAGCUACAUAUUAAUACAGCCAUUCACUGAUGAUUUGAUUAAUUUAAAAAACACUUUUCAGUACUCUGAAUUUAACUCGCAUGUUGCAGUGUACCGUUUAUUCUGUACUCUGUAAUUACUAUAAAAAUGCAUCUUAUGCAUUAUCUCUCGGGAGCAAUGUUUAACA